AUGCUUGUUGAUGAUAUUGGUGAUGUAGGAACUAGAAAAGCAGCCCGCGUGGGUCGCGCCGUGCUCCACAGGUCCACCAGAGCACCACCCCCCGACGAAUCAGCAUCAUCGCCGUCACUAAAGCAACCAAUCAUCGAACGGUCAGCAGUGAAUAAAUUAAGAAUCAGAGCUUUCUAAUGUGCCUUUGGCUUAAGCAAUUGAGAUGAGACCUCCAAUGUCCUUCAUUGAAAAAUCCUCGAUUCCCUACGGAAGAUGCAUUCUACUUUUUGGAUUCUGAUUUGCAUGAUUUUGUACUAGUUAUUCAUUUUGCCCAUAUUAAAUUGUUCAACCUCUA
This is a messenger RNA of Rubroshorea leprosula, 334 nucleotides long. The record is from the annotation of a GenBank genome assembly. Lineage: Eukaryota; Viridiplantae; Streptophyta; Magnoliopsida; Malvales; Dipterocarpaceae.